Molecule: messenger RNA, 1686 nt
Organism: Peniophora sp. CBMAI 1063
Lineage: Eukaryota; Fungi; Basidiomycota; Agaricomycetes; Russulales; Peniophoraceae
Source: the annotation of a GenBank genome assembly
AUGCCAACCCGCGAGGAGGCCGAGGCAAGCUCUUACUUACUCUUGCCGCUUGAGGAAGCUGACUUACGGUCUCAGUUCGAAUGGGAGCCCGUCCACGAACCUCCCCUGGACGACGCGCCGCCAUUAGAAGAAGGAAUGCACGACGCUCAACCCCUGCGCGUCAGCGUCGACUACAAGACCUUGGUCGAGCUUGCUGUGCGUCGCGGCAACUCAAUAGGGUACGGCGUUCCUGCCUUUGCCAGCGGCGAAGAAGACCUAGUUUCAGAAGCUUCGUUGUCUCCUCCGCCUUCCCCACUCACGCCGCUUUCUGAAGAAGAGGAGACGGGGUUUGACGCUGAGGUCUCAGCGGAGAAGAUUGCGGCGGCCAUUGAGGUCGUCGCGCAAGAGCGGUUGCGGCGCGGGGAGCGCGCGGGGGAGCCGAUUAGCUACGAGCAUCGACCGCGACAGGGCGGUCGCUCGCACGGCGCAGCAAAGAAGUCUGCAGCGCGCAAUAACGGGCAAACCCGGUCUCCCGGGGUUAAACGGUGCUCGCAAGCCGGCUCUAGGGCGCGUAAAAAAAGACGCAAGGAGGGGGAGAAGGCGCGCUUGGCCGACCGCCCUUACGACAAAGUCCACGAAGCCAGCUACUACCGCCACAAGUUCCCCACCUUCUUCGUGUCGCUGAAGUCGCUUCAGGUGGUGUACGAGACUGUGUCGUCGGGCUACACGGCGAAGCUACCUCACCUCAAGAUCCGCGGUCGCUUGUGGACGGACGAAGAUCUUCGGCGCGUCGGCUCGGUUCAUUUCCCUUGGGAUGGAAAGGUCUCGGUGGCGAUAAUAGAUUCGAGGCAUAUCUGCGUAGGCGUCUUAGUUGCGCCCCCGAAGGGCGAGUCGUUUCAGACCAGCGGCCGUGCGAUGGCUGAGCUCAUCGAGUCUCAACGCAUUCGGCGUCCGCGCGCUUGGACUCGCCCGCUUGGCAAGAAACGCGGCGAUUUCCCGUCUCUGUCGGUGGGAAUCAACUACAACUUCACCGAAGCGCGCCCCAAGAACCUGUCGUUGAACAAAGAGCAAGAGGCUGUGGCGAAGACACUUCUUGAGAGCCCUGAUGGGCGACGCAUUGCCGGACAUAUGAGCGAGUCCUUUGCUCAUUACUUCCCCUUCGCGUACGAGCAUGCCUGCGACCGCAUGCGGGAGCUGCACGCCUUGCUCCCCGAUCUGAAAUUCCCUUACCCGAACUGCGUCUACCCCACGGUGACGUUCAACGGAGGGCCUCAGACCGCUACCCAGGAACAUGCCGACGUCACCAAUAAUCCCGGCACGCCUUGCAUGGUCUUCGCCUGCGGCAACUACAUCAAGGAGCACGCACGCUUUAUUUUCCACGAUUUGGGCCUGCAUGUCGAUUUCCCGCCCAACUGCGGCGUCUUGCUCUCCUCCGCAUCUGUACGCCACAGCAACACGGCCUUGGCGGAGGGAGAAACCCGCUACAGCAUUGCCAUGUAUAUGCCAGGGGCGCUCGUUCGAUACGCGGCCUACAGCGGCAAUGUCGGCGAGGUCUCCGCCACGCAACGGGCCCGCCUCGACGAGCUAUAUAAGGAAACCUGGCGCCAUCAACAUUCCAGGCUGUCGGGCUUCUGGCGCCUCCCGCAGGAUCGUGAGAAGGUUCGAGCGAAUGAGCAGACGCGCGCCAGGGCGCAAAGGAACAUAUGA